Lepus europaeus (European hare) is the source of this 2438-nucleotide messenger RNA. RefSeq names its product LSM family member 14B (gene LSM14B). Gene Ontology annotation, molecular function: mRNA binding. NCBI's taxonomy places the organism in Eukaryota, Metazoa, Chordata, Mammalia, Lagomorpha, Leporidae. Bases 56 to 1330 code for a protein of 424 amino acids. The record is from RefSeq and is a predicted model, not a curated record. The transcript has 10 exons.
GGCGCCCCGGCGGCGCAGGAGCGGGCGGCCCGGCGCUCGGCCCCCCGCGGCCGCCAUGAGCGGCUCCUCGGGCACCCCGUACCUGGGUAGCAAGAUCAGCCUCAUCUCCAAGGCGCAGAUCCGCUACGAGGGCAUCCUCUACACCAUCGACACCGACAACUCCACCGUGGCGCUCGCCAAAGUGCGGUCCUUUGGUACUGAAGAUCGCCCCACAGAUAGGCCCGCCCCCCCGAGAGAGGAGAUCUACGAGUACAUCAUUUUUCGGGGCAGCGACAUCAAGGACAUCACUGUGUGUGAGCCCCCGAAGGCCCAGCACGCCCUCCCUCAGGACCCCGCGAUCGUCCAGUCUUCCCUGGGCUCUGCCUCCGCCUCGCCGUUCCAGCCGCACGUGCCUUACAGCCCCUUCAGAGGGAUGCCGCCCUACGGCCAGCUGGCGGCCAGCUCCCUGCUCGGCCAGCAGUACGCCGCUUCCUUCGGGCUGGAGAAGUUGGUAAGCCCUCCGGCCUCAGCCGCAGCCUCCAGCCCUAGCUCCUCUCCAUCUCCACAGCCUGUCUCAGAGCUCGACCUGUCCUCAGAGCCCCCUCAGCUCGCUUCCAAGGGAGCUGGCUUUCCGUCUGUCCCGGCUGGCAAGGGCCCGACGGUGGAGCAGGCUGUCCAGACCGGCUCUGCGGACAGCCUGAAUGCCAAAAAGCUGUUGGUCGGCAAGAGCCCCUCAGGGACUCAGCUCAGCGGUCGCCAGGUCCAGCCAAGCAGCAAGACUGCCAACGAUGUAGUCCAGCCGGCAGCCGUGCAGACCCAGGGGCCGGUAAACGACGAGAACAGGAGACCGCAGAGGCGGCGCUCAGGGAACCGGCGAACAAGGAAUCGCUCCCGAGGGCAAAGCCGCCCGACGACGACCAAGGAGAACACGAUCAAGUUCGAGGGUGACUUUGACUUCGAGAGCGCCAACGCCCAGUUCAACCGGGAGGAGCUGGACAAGGAGUUCAAGAAGAGGCUGAACUUCAAAGACGACAACGCGGAGAAGGGGGACGAGAAGGACCCAGCUGUGGUGGCCCAGAGGGAGGAGCCUCCCGCGGAGGAAGACCUCCUGGGGCCCAACUGCUACUACGACAAGUCCAAGUCCUUCUUUGACAACAUCUCCUCGGAGCUCAAGAGCAGUUCCAGGCGGACAACGUGGGCAGAGGAGCGGAAGCUCAACACGGAGACCUUUGGGGUGUCGGGAAGGUUCCUUCGUGGCCGCAGUGCCCGUGGGGGAUUCCGAGGAGGCAGGGGCAACGGGACGGCCCGGCGCAACCCGACCUCACACAGGGCUGGGACCGGCAGGGUGUGAGGGUGCAGCCCACGGCUCCUGAAGUGGCGUGGACAGGACAGGGGAGGCACUGCACUUGGGGGAGAAGAGGGCGCCUGGAGGAUCCCCUACUGCUACUUACUCGGGGUUGACGUGAACCUGGACGUGGUCUGAGUUGGAGCCACUGGUGUUUGGGGAAGUAUUCAUGGGUGGCCUCUUGGAGGCAUCUUGACCUGUGUGUCCUUCUUAGUUGGCGUUUAAUUGCCUAAUUCUAAGGUUUUGGUAUUUUGCAAAAAGGUUUCUAUAGCAAAAGCUUGAUCCUCACUUUGUAACUUUUUUUAUGACAGCUUUGACUUUUGAAGUGGAACCAAAUCUCAUUUGGCAAGUGAGGCAGCCAGGUGCGUUGCAUCUCUAACCCAGCUGGCCCUGGUGCCGCUGGCUGGCACCCCCUCCGGCCGGGGUGGGUCUCAGGACCAGGCAGGGCCAGCACGGGGUGGGUGUGGGGAGGGCGGGCUGGAGGCAGGGAAGGGCAGUGUCCCACGGAUCAUGUUGUGUGAGGGAGCCAGACACCCUGCUGUGUGCCGAGUGCCGGCAAGGCUGUGCACUGGCAAGGGGUCGGUGGGCUGGGAGGACUUCAGGGCGUGGCAAAGGGCCCUGAACAUUAGCGUGGAGCCUGGGAUCGAGGUUGGGGUCAAAGCCUUGGACAGGCCCCCCGAGCGUCCCUGCCCCGUCCUGUCCCUGCCACUCUGACCUGGUCGGUUGGUCAGAGUUGGACUCUGGCUGGACACUUGGGUGUUCUUAUCCACUUGGAAAUAAGCCAGUCUUUUUCGCAAGGUCAGUUGACCUAGCGCGUAGUUCUUCUCAGUUGUAAAUAGUUCUGCGUCGUCGUUUUCAGGCUGGGCGGAGGGAGGGCGGGGAUUAUAAAUUUGUUGCAUGAGUAAGUGGGCCAGACCGGCAGGGUGAGCAUGUUGCAAACAAGCACCUUGGUAACCAACUCCUUUAAAAAGCGAUUCAGUUGCUGUCAAAGCUUGGGUUUAUUUUUGUAGGACGUCAGGACCUGGUGGCUCUUAGAACGUGGGGUGGGCUGCUGUGGAGCGAUGUCAACUGUGAUUCUCAAUAAACAAGCAAACCUUCACCUUUCUUCUUCUGA